AUGAGGAGCAAUUAUCAACCGGUGGCGAAUACGGACGCUGAUCACGAAAACACUAUACCCACAGCAUCUUCUUCGCAUACUUUGUUGCUGAAUCAAGAUUUUGAUGAUUUCCAGGCCAACUCUAAUAACCAUAACAACACAGACACUAAUACAACGCCCCCACCUGAGCCCCCUUCUUAUGAAUUUGAUAUAGAGGAUCCUCGUAACGACCUUCACAAAAGAUCGCACUUGCAAAGAGUUUCCAUCGGAUUUCAAGAGCGAAUCCUGGAACCCUUAGUAGAGAAUAUCAUACAUCCAUUUUUCCAAAUCUUAAAAUUCAUUCAAGACAAAGCGGAUUAUUAUCUGAGUAAAGUCGGAAACCCCUUCAUACUUCGAAGAUUAUUUUACAUCGUUCUAAUGUCAUUUGUUGCAUAUUACAUUUUGUCAAGUGGCUACUUGCCCAACGAAAAGGCCUCCGGUUCAAAAGGAAUGUUUUCUCAACACGAUAUACUAUUCCAAUAUGCCAAGAAAUCUGUGGACCUGGCUAAAUUUGAAAGAGACUUAGAAUAUAUCAGUAGUAUGCCCCACGGGUCUGGAACAAAAGGUGAUGUGGCGAUUGCUCAAUAUAUCCAGGAUUCCUUUGAGAAUAAUGGAUUAAAAUUGGUUAAAAAAAUGGAAUAUAUGGCUUACGCUAAUUAUCCAGGCAAUGUAUCGAUUUCUUACUAUGAUGACAAACAUGAAAAACAUGAUUUAAAAUUAUCCAGAGAAAACUUCAAUCCCUUGAGCUCCAACGGGAAACUGUCCAAAAUGAGUCUAAUUUACGGAGACAAAGGUACCACAAGUGAUUUGCAGACAUUAAAAGACUCAAACAUCAUAGAAAAUGGAAAAGAUUAUAUACUCCUGUUGCAAUAUGACGAAAUAGUAAGCCAGCAGGUAUUAAUAGCCCAGAGAUUUGGCGCUAAAGGUAUAAUAUUCAUAUCUGAAUCAUAUGGUGAGAAUAUAGACAUUGUCCAACCAAAGUCUGUAGGCCUACCACAAUACUCUACAGGAGAUGCGUUAACACCUGGUUGGUUUGGCUCUGUUUUGGACGAAAUAGACGCCAAGGACUCAAAAAGUUUAGCUCAUAUUCCCACAGUGCCGAUAUCCAGUAGGCAAGGGCAAGAACUACUGUCUCUUUUAUCUUCCGAUGGAAUAACUUUCGGUGGUGGUAACGAGGAACAUAGAAAUAGUGGGAAAAUCGGUGAUUUAAUUGUUGAUUUAGAUUUGGAGACAAAUGUAAGAGAAAGGCACUCCGUUUGUGAUAUCAUUGGUAAGAUUGAAGGUAGGGAGCAAACAGAUAAAGCUGUUAUUAUUGCCGCAUCUAGAAACACCAUCAAUUCUGGAGCUGCUUACCCCAGCUUUGGUACGUCUGCGCUAUUAUCCGUAUUACAGCUAUUUCAAGAACUAAAGUAUAAGUAUGAUUGGAAACCCUUAAGAAACAUUUACUUCAUUUCAUUCGGUGGUUCGGAAUUAAACUACGCUGGGUCUUCUGAGCUCAUUGAACAAAAGCUGACACCAUUAAAAGAUGAAGUUUACUCUUUCAUCGAUAUUAGUCAGUUAAGCAUACCUUUCAGUACGGAAACUGAUAACGGUAACACCAGAGGAAUAUUGAACAUUGAGACACAUCCUUUAUUAAGUAAGUUUUUCAAAAACAAGGAGGGGCAUCUAAAUUUUGAUGUAUCUGUUGAAAACGUACAACAUUAUGGUGACUGGACUCCCUUCCUGGCGAAUGGUAUUCCUGUAUCCGUACUAUCUUCUGGUCUCACAAAAAACCGUUCGUUGCCAGUUGGAACUUCGGAAGAUACCUUUGAGCACUUCAAAAAGUAUUUGGAAGAUGAACAGAACCAAGAAUCGAUCAGUGAUUUGUUAGUAUAUAUACUACACAUUACAGCGAAACUGGUUGACGACCCAUUAUUACACUUUGACAUAACGAGUUAUGUUGACGACAUUGAUGAACGACUACAAAAGCUGGAGCAAGCAUAUCCCGGGAAACUAGACUACAACUCAGUGAUUAAAGGUUUGUUGUUCUGGAAAAAAAUUGGUAACGAAUGGACUUCAUGGACUCAAGGUUGGGAAAACAUAGUCUGGUCACACGGUGAUGGCAUAGAGCCUUCUUUACUUUCAAUUCACAGAUGGACAUGGAAUAAGAAAUUGACCAAUAUUGGUAGAAGGACGUGCUCUCCUGCAGGUCUGCCAAAUAGAUCAUUUUACAAAAACAUUUUAUUUGGGCCAACACUAAUGCAGGAAGCCAGCUCUGGUAGCAACGAGGGUGUGGACUUUUGGAGUUUUCCUGGCAUAAAGGAUGCCAUUCAUGAUGACAAUUGGAAGAGGGCGCAAGAGCAGGUUGACCUCAUCGGUAACGUGCUACAUCAGUCAGCUGCAUUAUUCGUAGAGGAGACUAAUGACAUCGGUUAUAAAUAA
Saccharomyces eubayanus is the source of this 2439-nucleotide messenger RNA. It is a transcript of the gene TRE2, whose product is annotated as putative zinc metalloprotease. Bases 1 to 2439 code for a protein of 812 amino acids. The transcript has a single exon. NCBI's taxonomy places the organism in Eukaryota, Fungi, Ascomycota, Saccharomycetes, Saccharomycetales, Saccharomycetaceae. The record is from RefSeq and is a predicted model, not a curated record. Gene Ontology annotation, molecular function: carboxypeptidase activity.